AUGAAUACUGAUAGAUUUAUUUGUAAAAAAUGCUACCAUUAUGCACUAUUUCAAACUAAUUUCAAAGAUUUUUUCUGUCACAAGCACUCAAAGGAUCUCUGUGAGGUCAGCUUAAUUACUUAAUUAUUUAGUUUUUUAUUUUUUUUUUCUUCCUAGGUAUAAUAUCAAAUCACCCUUUUUACUCAUAAUUGUGAUAUUUCUUCAGAGUGCAAUAUCAACAGCCCCUUUAACGUCGAAAUUGUGACACCACCGAGCAACCCUCUUUGAUCGAGGAAAUGAGGUAUUCCAUCAAAGUUCCCAUGAUGAAUCAGGUCAGAUGGCUUCAUGGACAGCAUUGCCCAAUUCAUUUUUUGGACUCCUGCGCAUUUUCAAUAUAAGGUUUCCUUUUCAGAGAAAAUCUUACGCCUCUUAAAAUUCAAUACUAUCCCAUGCAAUGAAUGCUCCUGGAUUACUAUGAGCUUGAUUCCCUUCUCGCUCCCAGCAAUUAGCCUAGAUGGCAAAAUCCAUACUGAUAUUGAUAGACUUUUUAUUUUAUUUUUAUCUUAUUUUAAGGGAGGUGAGGAGUCAAGGUCUAGUUAUGCAUGCCUUCAGGAUUUAUAAUAUAUAUCUGGAUUAAUUGCCUGGGAUAAUUGAAUCCAUAAUAAUAAAUUACCCAGAGGAUGGGAACAUUUUGGAGAGGGCUUUUUUGACGGUGCCAUUUUAUUAUAUAAUGAGGUCAGCACACAAAAUGUAUUGGAAAGGAUAAAGCAUUCUGUAAACCAAAAAUCGAAAGAAAUUAUCAAAAACUUUAUUAUAAAUGCAAUUAGCUGUAUUGAAAGAGUAUUAGAGCUCAUUAACAACCUUCCUGAAGGAGAUUACAAUAAGGAUGAUAAAAAUAGUAUUGAAAACUGCAUCAAUAAGCUAAAGGCAUUGCUGGAAAAAUGCUCAAAAACAGAUUUCGUUGAAGCCAAAGCGUUUUAUUUACCUUUAGAGUAUUUUUUGAUAAGGCUAUCUGAUGAUGCCUAUAAGUUCACAGAAAAUGUUUUUGUGCCUGAUUUAAAUGAAGAUAUAAGCUAUCAAGCAGAAAUGUGACUAAAAUUUACUGAUUAUAUAUUCAAUUGCAAUUAUUUCAAAAUAUUGGAUUAUGAGUGAACCUGAGCUUAUUAUCACUCAAGCUUUAAGAGGCUCAAUGAUUUAUUAUGAGUGGGUCUUUAUCAAGCUACAGAAUAUUUACUUAUAUAUGAGUAUGAAUCAGCACAGCAAUGUAUGGAAUCAUGCAAAGAAAUUUGCAAAGAAAUAAGUUUUCCUCAUCAAAUUGAUGAAUAUAUAAUUGAGGCAUUUUUGCUAGUCAUAAAACUUGAUCAGAUUUAUAAAAGUCCAAAAUUCAGCAAAGGGUUACAAAAAGUAGAGAAUAAAAUAAUUAGUGCAGGCAAAAUGACGAAGCUAAAGAUGUUUUAUCAUAUUUUCAUGAACAUCUUUCUUUAUCUUAACGAUCUUCAAUCUUCCAAAAUGUAUGCAAGAAAAUUGCUUACUUCUCUUGCUAGAUAGGGAGCUUUUUGCUUACUGCCUAUGAGAGGGGGUUAUUUUUUUAUUAUAAAUUUGUACCAAUAUAAUUGUAUUUUAAAUCCAAAUUUGCAAUUAUUUGAAACGAAAAAUCUUAUUUAAUUUUUUAAUUUAUAUUUUUAGCACACAAAAUGUCUAAAAUUUAAUAUAAAUUCUUUAGCAUAAAAAAUUUAUACUAAAAUUUUUUUGCUAGCUAAAAGAGAGGUUAAUUCUCAAAAAAAAAGUGUAUUUUAAUGAUUUUGCACUGUAAUCAAGAGAUAGUUAAUCAUUUUGAUAGCAUUGAAGCCUAUUUACUUUUGUCAAAUAUUUAUGUUUCAAAUUUAGAUUUGAAAAAAUCAAGAAAAUAUUUAAAGAAAGCCUACUUGUUGAUCAAAAAAUACAUGAAAAAAAGUUUUUUGACUAAAGCAAUAAUUUUACAAGAGUUAGGAAUAAUAAGCAUAUAUCAAAAUCAAAAAGAAAAAGCUGCUAAAUAUUUUAAAGUUGCAAUUAGACAUCUUAGAGAGGUCAAGUCAAAUAAUCAGCUAAUAGCUUUUCAAAAGCAAUAUUAUUUACACCCCCUUCAAGAAUGAGCAAAACCUUUGGAAAAUGUCUAUUCAUGAGAAAAAUAGCAUCUCUUUAAGAGUUAUCAAAAAACUUAAUAAUAUAAAAGAACUUAUAAUUUUGUAUGAGAUAACUAAUUAAUUAUAUUGCAUUUUAGAUAGCUUAUUCUUGAUUUUCCCAAUCAAAUAUUUACAAAUUAGAAUUUUUAAAAUCUCAAAAUAAUAUCUUCGCAUUAUCUCACGUCUUCUGGACGAACUGGGUGUUGGUUUAACCUACAAAUAUUGCAUAAACCAACCUUUGCGCAAAAAUUCAGGUUUGCAAUUCAAGGGCUGGUGAAACAACCAUCUUACUACUGCCUUCGGAGGGUCAGAAUGAUUGCGAUACCCCACAUAGAUACACUAUAUAACUUUUAAAUGUAAUUUUUUAGCAUAAACAAUUGACCUUAUUUAGGAAAGCAAAAAAAUUUUGCUCGCAUUAAAGAAGAAGUAGUUAGCCAAAAUACUUUUACUUCAAUCAGAUUUUAAAGAGUCUUUUGAUAUCUUUUAUAAGGAAAUUUUUCAUUUUUUUAAAAAACCAAAUAAAUGAAUAUCUGCAGAGCUGAUAAAAUAUCAUCAAGAAUAUGUUUGGCUUUUUUAUUCAAUGGAUCUUAUAUCCGAAGCAAGAAGUGAGAUUUUGAAAAAUAUAAAAAUAUGAAUUGAUAUGUUUUUACGAUGGAAUCAUCCAAUUUUAUUCUGAGUUUAUCUACUAAGUUCAGCAAUUGCAUUUCGUUCUGGCUUAUGAGAUGAAUGCAGGACCUAUCUAAAAAGUGCUGAAUCCCAUAAUUUUCGAAAGAGCAUAUAUCUGAAGUUCAAUCAUGGAAAGAUCUAAAAUCUCUAGAAAAAAAUAUAAUAAGAUAUAUGAUUUUUCAAUUAAUAUAAUUUAUCAUAAUUAAAAAUAUAAAAUAUUUAAAUUUCUAAAAAUUUUAGAUAGAAAAUCAUCGAUCAAGGAUGAGAGUCAUAUAGAGAAUUGGGGAAGUAAGAAAAUCAUUAAGUCAAAUCGUUUUCAUAAUAUAAAAUUUCUUCGAACUUUAAUUGAUGAGCAUUUGGGAUUUUUAUAUAUAAAAAUAAAUGACUUAGACCGAGCUGAAAAAUUAUUAAAGCGUUGCAUACAGUCUUAUGAAGCGCCAGAGUGUCACCCAAUCGUUGACUUAUUUUGGCUUACGUAUUCUUUAAACGGAAUAAAUCUUAAAAAACAAAAUUUCAUCAAGUCAUUUGAAUAUUUAUUAAAAGCCCAGAAAUUCUGAGAUUCUAAACAUAAAUUAAAGUCCCAUUCUUGUGAAAUUCAGAUUAAAUUGCCAUGGCUUUCGACCUUUCAAAAUGAACAAUUUGCAAAGCAAUUUAAAGAUCUUUAUACUGUUGAAAAAAAAAUUCUGGAAAAAGGAGAAUAUCAUUUAGCACAUCCUGAAUUUGAUAUAUCCCAAGGCAUCGUUUAGAUUGCCCUGGGCUACGGAACGCCCUUCCAACUGAUGGAUUUGGCUUGGGAAAAAAUAGUUGCCAAAUCAGCUCCACAAGUUGGCAAGUGCCCUAAUAAUUUUCUCUUGCAAACUGGUAGAGUUAAAUUGGCAAUUGCUUUUGCCAAAGUCAGCUCCAUCAGCUUUAGAGCGUCCUGUAGCUCAGGGUGAUCUAAAUGAGGCCCUGAGCUGUUUACAAUCUUUCUCUAAAAAUAUUGAAAAUGAAUAUAAUUUUUUACACAGGCUUGGAAACUUAUCAGAGCAUUUUGUAAAAUAUUACAAAUUAGCACAUAUUGGAGAUGAAAUGAUUUGUAUAAGAGAUCAAAUUAAGGGAAACUUAUAUGAAGAGAUUAUUGAAAGAAGUAAAAAUGGAAUUUAUUGGACUGAAAAGGAACUCAUAGCUAUGGCUUCUUUUUUAUCUGAGUCUUUAGCCAUUCUUCAUGAAAAUUACAUUUAUCAUGGAAAUUUGGAUCCCUCAUCAAUUCUAAUUACUCCCCCCUGUCUGUGAGCGAACAAAACCAUUAGAAAAAUCCCUAUUUUUUGCCCAAAAACCCACCCUCUGUGAGUGAACAAAGAUUUUUUUUAAUAUAAAAAUUUUUUAUGGGAAAAAAUUUUGAUAUAUAAGUGAUAACUAGUGCCAUCGAGCUAAUUCUGUUAAUUUUAAACAAAUUGUUUUUUAAAACAUAAAUUUUACAAAUUUAAAUUAAUAUUUGCCUUCCAAUUUUCGAGAAGUGGGAUGAUUUUAAAUUCCGAAAAAAAUUUUUUUUUCUUUAAAAUUAACCCCCUUCCGUGAGUGAACAUGAUUUUUUUUGUUCGCCCAUGGAGCGGGGAGUUAGUCUUAAUGGCGAGUGAAAAAUUGGAAACUUUUUAGAGGCAAAGCAGUUUUGGAUAUAUAGCAGCACAAACAAAAUACUGGAAUUUGAUAAAAAUGACUGAGUAGACUUAAGCAGUGAAAACUCCAAAGAUGACAAUUUACGCCUUAAAACUAAAAUUCCUAUUGAGAGAAAAGAAGUCUAUUUAUUGGGGAAAAUAAUUUGAAUGGCAGCUUCAUUGAAGUCUUUUGAUCCAACCACUUUUAUUUUAGACACCACUAUUAAAGAAAAAUACAGUCGAGACUUCCAAAAAUUUAUAGACUUGAUGCUUCUAAGACUUAGUGAUAAUUUGUAUUGACCUUAUAUGAGAGACAUUAAUCUCAAAGCCAGGAACCUUCUCAAAAUUUCCACACCAGAAAACUACCUUAUAGAUCUUGAGCUACAAAGACUAAAUUUAAUUUUGAAGGAGCGCAAUUUCCACUAA
Molecule: messenger RNA, 4867 nt
Organism: Blepharisma stoltei
Lineage: Eukaryota; Ciliophora; Heterotrichea; Heterotrichida; Blepharismidae
Source: the annotation of a GenBank genome assembly